AUGCCACCCGCAUACCCUUCAAAGCAUCAUACUGUCUUCGUCAAUUCAACAUCUCCUCAGAACGAUUCAGCGCUAUUCAGCACGAUCCCAUCUGAGAUACGCUCCAUCAUAUUCACCUAUGCUCUAGCUUCCUACGCUACAGUCGAUCCGAACAAAGCCUACCGACCUGAUGCCGUCUACACUCGUCCAGAGUACACUGCGCCACAUAUUCCUGACGUUGCUUUACUAUCCACUUGCCAAGCUGUCUACCACGAAUCUUGGUGGCGCCUUUGGGAGAAUGCGCAACAUACCUUCUGGCUAACUGCUCUGGAUCGCUCUCCCUUGACCGAAUUGCAGACGAGGAAGCAGCGACUUCUCUAUGGCGAUAAGUCAGCAGCCCCUCGAAGGAUACAGCCAGCACAGCACAGUGACUUUCAGCAACGCCUGCGUGCGCUCUUCAUCUCUAGGCCCGAACCCUCAACUACUCCAAGCGAUGAGUCCAGUACUGUUGACAAGUCGCCUCCAGUCGAGCUUGGGCACGCCCGCAUCUUCCCUCAACUCUAUAUGCUCGAACCCGGAAAUGCACUCAACCAGCUCUACAAACUCCCUCACUUCCACCCCCGCUGCAUCACCAUAACUCUCCGACAUACCGACUGGUGGUUCUGGGAGAACGACCAUCACCUCUUCAUCCGCAGUGGUUUCGUCAACAAAGUCCGCCUCCCGCGCUCGUGUAAGGUCUUCUGUAUGGAGCUCGAGUCAUUAGAGCGCAAAAAGGCUCAGAUCGAUUAUGUUGCUGCCCAGAUGUGCGACGACUGGCAAUUCUCACGUGCUGAAGACAACAUGCCUUUCAGGGCGGACUCUAAGGAUUGCGAGACCACUACUUGGGAAGGCAGCAGUAUGUGGCAUGGUCAGCGCUGGGUUCGCGACGAAGUCGACGAGCGCCCAGAGAAACUAUCCUACUACGUCAAGACUGUGUUGUCCGAGAGCGAGUACAAACGUCCACACGCGGCCGAAAUCCACGUUCCAACUGCUCUCGCCCAGACUACGAGAGCUCCAAAUGCUGUAGCUGCGCCUGGCGCAAUGGGAGUCAGCACGCAAGGCGACUUCCUGAACAACAAUGAGCUGGUUCAGGCGUUGGUUCCCGCAGGCACCCCGGCCAGCGAAGCGAGACAGAUGGUCGCUGAUUGGAAGGAACGACGGCGACAGCGGUAUGUUCGGGAGACUGGCUUCAGGCUCGCUCAUCAGGGGCCGCCUGGCGGCUUUAUACCCAUCGGUGACAGCCAGGCCAAUGCUCAGAGCAACAGCCCGGCCAACGAUCAUGCCAGCGUCCAGGCCAACGACGGCUCCAACGACGAUUCCGAUGAUGGAACCGAUGACGAGACCAGCGACUAG
Cyphellophora attinorum is the source of this 1371-nucleotide messenger RNA. RefSeq lists its product as uncharacterized. NCBI's taxonomy places the organism in Eukaryota, Fungi, Ascomycota, Eurotiomycetes, Chaetothyriales, Cyphellophoraceae. The transcript has 2 exons. The record is from RefSeq and is a predicted model, not a curated record. The coding region runs from base 1 to 1371 and encodes 456 amino acids.